AUGGAGCAACCACCGGGGGAUUCCGAUGAUUUACAGCCCCAAGACCUCUCCUCCACCCGUAGCCUCCCUGCUGCGAUAGACCUGACCAGAAAAGGUGAGGAUUGCCUCGUAAAAGCCAACUCCAUGGAGCCCCUACAGGUGGUCAAGCCUCCAAGCUGGUACCCAGGCUCUGGAUCCAGCAAGGGACUCUCCUUCCCAGAAACUGACCCCGACCACAGGCUUCAACCAGGAGACCAGAUCCAGCCGGACAAUGCCUUCUCCAACACUACAGUCACACUCUCCUAUGUAAGCCGGUCUCAUGUUUUUUCCGCUCAUGACUCUCUCUCUCAGCAUUCCUCUCUCUACUGUGUACCGUCGAUCAGCAAGUUCUCAACCAUGGAUGGCUACCUGCAGCAGAUGGAUAGGCCUAUGGGCUUAGUGCCUCAGUCUGAAAUGUUUGACUCUAUGCCUCGAGCUCAGGUGGUGGGUGAGAAUGUAGCAGGGGUGUGUCUGAUGCAACAGGCUCAUGAAAUCAACAGCAGUCGAGUCGCCAGUAAUGGAGGAGUAGAGAAAUACAAGCCUCAACAGAGAGGGAGUUCAAUGGAUCACAGUCUUUCUCAGGACGCAGACCACAAUGCAGGACUGCAGAAUGGCAGGAGUAGCAGCAGCUGGUCUAAUUCUGCAAUAUGUAUCGAUUCCUCUCCAGAGCCUCUCAUUACAGACAUGGAGGAGGAGGAGGAGGAGGAAGGACGGAGGAGGGCUGACUCAGAGGUUCUCUUUCUCAUCUCAUCCAGAACGGAGGAGCCAGUCCUGAUCCAGGACAACAGGGACCUGUGUUCUCAUAGUAGGGAGUAUAUCAGUCCUCUGGAGGACCCAGUCUCUCCCUCUGUUACCACACUGGAUGACGUAGAGGAUGUGUUCAUUCUGCCUCAGGCCUCCUGCACACCCAGCUUUGAAAAUUAUUUAGCAGACGAGACAGCUGAUACCAGCUUGGAUGAGCUGGAGAGAGGUGGGCCUGGGCUGUCUGCAGUACAGGGGAUAAGGUCUAAUGGUGAUAAUACACCAAUGUUAGAUACCAGCAAGGACUACCAGCAGUCAGGACAUAAACCCAAGGCAGCUUCAGAGUCUAUUGUUGACUUGACAGAAGACGAGAGCACUGUGCCAGAGAUUUUAGAAAAGAAACCCAAGGAGACGGCUGCUUCUCACUUGAAUGGUAAUGCAAAGGCAGAGCAGAGGACUUUUGAGAAGAAAAAACUUCCCCCUCGCUCUGGCAGGGGAACUAGGUUAGAGGCCAUAGUGAUGAACAUAAACCCUAACUGGUAUAAAGUAUCCACUAAGAAGCCCAAGGCCUCAAAGACCCAGACCCAGCCUCCGACAAAUCCCCAGACUCAGAGCAGUCCAUCUAAAGCCAAUGUUAGUCCUAACAAACAUACCUCAUCUGUAGGGAAGAAGAAAGUCCAGAAUAAAGCAGCAUCUAGUUCAGAGGGAGAGACUAAAGUAAAGGCAGCCAGAGUAAAGCCAGACGCAACGAAAGGCUGUAUGGAUAGCAUUAACAGGAACACAGACAGUUGUAAAGAGUCAACGUCAGAUUCUGAACACACCUGUUUUUCCAAAUACCCACACAACCACAGCACAUCUCCAAAAACCUCCAGCCCGCCCUUUGUUCCAGUCAAAGAUUCAGAGAAGGAGUCGGAACACAGAGAGUCAGACCCUGAGCCCUCCGAGGUGGAUGUACUGACUGUAUCACGGCCACUUAAAACAUCUCCAAAAAGCCACGGGAAGCAUAAAGCUAAGACUACAUGCAGCGAAGCAGCUUCUCCCACAGCCAAAACCAUGAAGGCAACCCCUGCUCCCAAGAAGAAACGGAAGAAACCUAGACUGGGCCAGUUUUCCUCUAUGUUUUCCCCUCAGGAGCCUGAAAUAAAACUGAAAUACGUCAACUACAAGGAGGAGAAGAGGGAUAUUAGGAGGGACACGUUCUCUCCUUUCAUCCAUAUGGACCUUAAGCCCUCCUCCACCUCCCCCGCCAACUGUACUGUCAUCAACUACCCAGAGGAGGAGAAGCCCAGGCAGAAGAAGGGUCAGGGGCAACAGCAGGCUGGAGGCUCAGGGUCUGGGGGUUUCAUCCCUGGGGCUAUACCCUCCACCUCCUGUCUCCACCUGGGCCGCAUCUCCACCCACAGCCAAUACCACAGCUCCCUGGUCUGCUGCCUCUGUAGAGGCUCGGCUAAUGCCAUGGACCUGGGGGACCUCCACGGCCCCUACUACCCUGAAGGAUACAGACCCAGCACUAAACCCCCUGUUAGCACCCCAGGCCUCAAAGAAGAGGAGGAGGAUUUCAGUGACUCUGACUCCUCCUGCAGCAUGAGAGGCCAGGGCAGAAAGUGUGCUCGGCCCCCAGGGGUCCCCUGGCCCCACAAACCUGGCCCGCGGCUGAACCAGGAUGGCCUGCUGGGGAGGUGGACCAGUGACCCUUCAGGCAGCCCUGCAGCAAAGAGGGCCAGGAUUGAGGCUGGGACUGGGGCUGGGGUUACAUCUGAGGCUGCGGCUGCAGUAGAGGACUGGUACAGCGCCCCUGUGGUGCCUCUAGACCAGUGUGAGUACUGGCUCCACGAGGACUGUAGCAUCUGGUCUGCAGGUGUGUUCCUGGUGAAGGGGAGGGUCUACGGUCUGGAAGAGGCGGUCAAGGUGGCUCAGGAGACGGUAAGUUUAAAUUCUGCAGCCCAGAAAUGUGCCUCUGUAUGUUUAAAUGAGUCUAUUGAAUUAUGAUUGGGGAGUAUACAGUGCAUUUGGAAAGUAUUUAGACCCCUUGACUUUCUCCACAUUUUGUUACGUUACAGCCUUAUUCUAAAAUUGAUUAAAUUGUUUUUUCCCCCCUCAUCAAUCUACACACAAUACCAAAUAAUGAGAAACCAAAAACAGGUUUUUAGACAUUUUUGCAAAUUUAGUUGUUUUUUAAAAACCCCGGAAAUAUCACAUUUACAUAAGUACUCAGACCCUUUACUCAGUACUUUGUUGAAGCACCCUUGGCAGCGAUUACAGCCUAGAGUCUUCUUGGGUAUGACGCUACAAGCUUGGCACACCUUUAUUUGGGGAGUUUCUCCCAUUCUUCUCUGCAGAUCCUCUCAAGCUCUGUCAGGUUGGAUAGUGAGCAUCGCUGCACAGCUAUUUUCAGGUCUCUCCAGAGAUGUUCGAUCGGGUUCAAGUCCAGGCUCUGACUGGGCCACCCAAGGACAUUCAGAGACUUGUCCCGAAGCCACUCCUGCGUUGUCUUGGCUGUGUGCUUAUGGUCAUUGUCUUGUUGGAAGGUGAACCUUCACCCCAGUCUGAGGUCCUGAGCGCUCUGGAGCAGGUUUUCAUCAAGGAUCUCUCUGUACUUUGCUCCGUUCAUCUUUCCCUCAAUCCUGACUAGUCUCCCAGUCCCUGCCGCUGAAAAACAUCCCCACAGCAUGAUGCUGCUACCACCAUGCUUCACUGUAGGGAUGGUGCCAGGUUUCCUCCAGACGUGACGCUUGGCAUUCAGGUCAAAGAGUUCAAUCUUGGUUUCAUCAGACCAGAGAAUCUUGUUUCUCAUGGUCUGAGAGUCCUUUAGGUGCCUUUUGGCAAAAUCCAAGCGGGCUGUCAUGUGCCUUUUUACUGUGAAUUGUCUUCCGUCUGGCCACUCUAACAUAAAGUCCUGAUUGGUGGAGUGCUGCAGAGAUUGUUAUUUUUCUGGAAGGUUCUCCCAUCGCCACAGAGGAACUCUAGAGCUGUCAGAGUGACCAUCGGGUUCUUGGUCACCUCCCUGACCAAGGCCCUUCACCUCCGAUUGCUCAGUUUGGCCGGGCGGCCAGCUCUAGGAAGAGUCUUGGUGGUUCCAAACUUAUUCCAUUUAAAAAUGAUAGAGGCCACUGUGUUCUUUAGGGCCUUCAAUGCUGCAGACAUUUUUUGGUACCCAUCCCCAGAUCUAUGCCUCGACACAAUCCUGUCUCGGAAUUCUACGGACAAUUCCUUCGACCUCAUGGCUUGGUUUUUGCUCUGACAUGCACUGUCAAUCAUGGCACCUUAUAUAGACAGGUGUGUGCCUUUAUCAAAUCAUGUCCAAUUUAAUUUACCACAGGUGGACUCCAAUCAAAUUGUGGAAACAUCUCAAAAGAUGAUCAAUGGAAACAGGAUGCAACUGAGCUCAAUUUUGAGUCUCAUAGCAAAAGGUCUGAAUAAUUAUUUAAAAUUAAGGUAUUUCUGUUAUUUAUUUUUUUUUGUUUUUUAUCCAUUUUAGAAUAAGGCUGUAAUGUAAUAAAAUGUGGAAAAAGUCAAGGGGUCUGAAUACUUUCUGAAUACUUUCUGAAUACUUUCUGAAUACUUUCUGAAUACUUUCUGAAUGCACUGUAUGUAGUGUUCUUUACCUCCCAUAGGGACUAUGUCUGUUGUUUUAGCCAUCUUUUUACAAUUUGAGAUUUCUCAUGUUUUUGUAGAAGUACACUACUGGUCAAAAGUUUUAGAACACCUACUUAUUGAAGUUUUCUUUUUUUUUAAACUAUUUUCUACAUUGUAGAAUAAUAGUGAAGACAUCCAAACUAUGAAAAACACAUGUGGAAUCAUGUAGUAACCAAAAAAGUGUUAAACAAAUAAAAAUAUUGAUAUCUUCAAAGUAGCCACCAUUUACCUUGAUGACAGCUUUGCACACUCUUGGCAUUCUCUCAACCAGCUUCAUGAGGAAUGCUUUUCCAACAAUCUUGAAGGAGUUCCCACAUAUACUGAGCACUUGUUGGCUGCUUUUCCAUCACUCUAUGGUCCAACUCAUCCCAAAUCAUCUCAAUUGGGUUGAGGUCGGGUGAUUUGUGGAGGCCAGGUCAUCUGAUGCAGCACUCCAUCACUCUCCUUGGUCAAAUAGCCCUUACACCGCGUGUAAGUGUGUUUUGGGUCAUUGUCCCGAGUGGUGCAGUGGUCUAAGGCACUGCAUCGUGCUAGCUGUGCCACUAGAGAUCCUGGUUCGAAUCCAGGCUCUGUUGUAGCCGGCCGCGACCGGGAGACCCAUGGGGCGGCGCACAAUUGGCCCAGCGUCGUCCAGUGUAGGGGAGGGAAUGGCCGGCAGGGAUGUAGCUCAGUUGGUAGAGCAUGGCGUUUGCAGCGCCAGGGUUGUGGGUUCGAUUCCCACGGGGGGCCAGUAUGAAAAAUAAAAUUAAAAUAAUGUAUGCACUCACUAACUGUAAGUCACUCUGGAUAAUGUAAAUGAAAAACAAAUGAUAGUCCCACUAAGCCCAAACCAGAUGGGAUGGCGUAUCGCUGUGAUAGCCAAGCUGGUCAAGUGUGCCUUGAAUUCUAAAUAAAUCCCAGACAGUGUCACCAGCAAAGCACCCCCACACCACAAAACCACCUCCUCCAUGCUUUACAUUGGGAAAUACACAUGCAGAGAUCAUCCGUUCACCCACACCGCCUCUCACAAAGACAUGGCGGUUGGAACCAAAAAUCUCAAAUUUGGACUACAGACCAAAGGACACAUUUCCACCAGUCUAAUGUCCAUUGCUCGUGUUUCUUGGCCCAAGCAGGUCUCUUCUUAUUGGUGUCCUUUAGUAGUGGUUUCUUUGCAGCAUUUCGACCAUGAAGGCCUGAUUCACACAGUCUCCUCUGAACAGUUGAUGUUGAGAUGUCUGUUAAUUGAAACCCCCCCCCCCCCCACACACACACACCUUGUCACAACACAACUGAUUGUCUCAAACGCAUUAAGAAGGACAGAAAUUCCACAAAUUAACAACUGUUAAUUGAAAAUCAUUCCAGGUGACUACCUCAUGAAGCUGGUUGAGAGGAUGCCAAGAGUGUGCAAAGUUGUCAUCAAGGCAAAGGGUGGCUAUUUGAAGAAUCUCAAAUAUAAAAUAUUAUUUGAUUUGUUUAACACUUUUUUGGUUACUAUAUGAUUCCAUAUGUGUUAUUUCAUAGUUUUGAUUUCUUCUCUAUUAUUCUACAAUGUAGAACAUUUUAAAAAAUAAAGAAAAACCCUUGAAUGAGUAGGUGUUCUAAAACCUUUGACCGGUGGUGUAUGUAAUAGUACUAGAGUUCUGUUUAGCAAUGUAAAAUAUUAUAGCAUCUUGUCUUUUGGUCUUGGUCUGUAACACCCAACCAAUUAAUUAUAUUUCAUGUUUUCAGACGUGUUCUCGCUGCGAUAUCCCAGGUGCCACGUUGGGCUGCUUCUUCAAAGGAUGCCCCAACAAGUAUCACUACAGGUGUUCUCUACAGUCAGGUGAGUCUCCCCCUCUGCCCUGUCCCUAGCUGGGACCCUUCUACUUCUGCUUAGUAAUGGGCCCAGUUGCAAUAUUUAUGCGGAAGAAGGGAGGAGGGAAGGAUACAUUUGGAAGCAUCUCAACCAGGCGUCCAGGACUAGGAAGUGUACUGGGUCCUCCCAUAAGUCUGCCAUGAUUCUAAUGCAGGAUGGUAUGUAUCGUCACUUCCUGCUGUGUCAACAGCAGUAAAAUUUAGAUUAAAAAAAAAAAACUACAUAAAAAUACACCUUAUGGAACAGCAGGGACUGUGAUGCAACACAAACAUAGACACAUGCAUACGAACACACGAUAACAUACGCACUAUACACACAUGGAUUUUGUGUUAUAUAUGUGGUAGGAGAGUAGAGACUUGAGGGCACACACUUAAUAUGUUGUGGAAUCUGUUAUGAAUGUAUUGUAAUGUUUUUUUUUUUUUUGUGUAACUGCCUUAAUUUUGCCCGACCCCAGGAAGAGUAGCUACUGCCUUGGCAGCAGCUAAUGGGGAUCCAUAAUAAAUACACCUAUUAGUUCUCCAGCCCGUCACCAGCUACCGAGUCCUCAUAGUAAACAUGACCCAGUCUAGUCUAUUCUUGCAGCCGAGACAACGGGUGUAUUCACCGGGAAGCAAACGGGCUGAAAUGGGGAGGGGCCUACUUGAAUUUGUCCAAUAAGAAACGCUUGUUUUAGUUUUUCCGUUGCAAAACGUUUUGCUACGGUGUGCACUAAUGAAAACCCCCCCAUGCCAAGGCUUUCAUAUUGAACUUGGUAGCAGUCAGCCCAGAAGUUUGAGCCACCUCAGUGACUGAUGACUAAUGUUCGUAAUCGGUUCUGAGACGUGAUUUUAUCUUGACUUAUCAUGUUGCUUUAUAUAUGUAUCUUAUUAAAACAGACAUCCAGCCUUGUUCCCUGAUUGUCUAUUUUGUGUGCCGAAUGCCAUGUUGUGCCACAGUCUAAGUUUGGUAGAGUGGUGUUUAAGGUUAGGCCUCGUACUGUGGUUCAAUAACGGUAAUGCCACCCCAGCUCCACGGACGUACCCUGUGUGUGUUCUUUAAAUAGUUGUGUGUUGCAGGCGCUCUCUGUUACAACCUAUCCCUAUCUGUAGCCUGUUGGUGUUUGUGGAGGCUGGUUUCGACUGCUGUUGGCUAUUGAGCCAUCUGAUGAAUCACUGUCUUUUAUUGAUCCAAGCAUUCUUCUCCCCACAGACUGUGUCCUCAAUGAAGAUAACUUCUCCAUGAAAUGCACCAAGCACAAGGUAUGGAUGGUUGAUUAAUUGAAGUGACUGCUAGGUUUGAUCCUUACUAAGCCUAUCUCUGUCACUCAGUGGCUGUGUUUUUAGUCUCACUCUAUUGGACAAAUGUUGUCUUUGUGGAAGAGUUGAGGCUGGCAUGAAGCCAACAGUUUAACAAUCCUCCAUUUUAUGAUUUACUGUGCAUCGCUAAUAUGAAGUAUGGCCCUACAGUAUGAUAUACGGUGCCUUCAGAAAGUAUUCAUACCCCUUGACCUCUUCCACAUUUUGUUUUUACAGCCUGAAAUAUCCAGAAAAUCACAUUGUAUGAUUUUUAAGUAAUUAAUUUGCAUUUUAUUGCAUGACAUAAGUAUUUGAUACAUCAGAAAAGUAGAACUUAAUAUUUGGUACAGAAACCUUUGUUUGCAAUUACAGAGAUCAUACGUUUCCUGUAGGUCUUGACCAGGUUUGCACACACUGCAGCAGGGAUUUUGGCCCACUCCUCCAUACAGACCUUCUCCAGAUCCUUCAGGUUUCGGGGCUGUUGCUGGGCAAUACGGACUUUCAGCUCCCUCCAAAGAUGUUCUAUUGGGUUCAGGUCUGGAGACUGGCUAGGCCACUCCAGGACCUUGAGAUGCUUCUUACGGAGCCACUCCUUAGUUGCCCUGGCUGUGUGUUUCGGAUCGUUGUCAUGCUGGAAGACCCAGCCAUGACCCAUCUUCAAUGCUCUUACUGAGGGAAGGAGGUUGUUGGCCAAGAUCUCGCGAUACCUGGCCCUCCCCUCAAUACGGUGCAGUCGUCCUGCCCCCUUUGCAGAAAAGCAUCCCCAAAGAAUGACGUUUCCACCUCCAUGCUUCAUGGUUGGGAUACUGUUCUUGGGGUUGUACUCAUCCUUCUUCUUCCUCCAAACACGGCGAGUGGCGUUUAGACCAAAAAGCUAUAUUUUUGUCUCAUCAGACCACAUGACCUUCUCCCAUUCCUCCUCUGGAUCAUCCAGAUGGUCAUUGGCAAACUUCAGACGGGCCUGGACAUGUGCUGGCUUGAGCAGGGGGACCUUGCGUGCGCUGCAGGAUUUUAAUCCAUGACGGCGUAGUGUGUUACUAAUGUUUUUCUUUGAGACUGUGGUCCCAGCUCUCUUCAGGUCAUUGACCAGGUCCUGCCGUGUAGUUCUGGGCUGAUCCCUCACCUUCCUCAUGAUCAUUGAUGCCCCACGAGGUGAGAUCUUGCAUGGAGCCCUUGAUUGACCGUCAUCUUGAACUUCUUCCAUUUUCUAAUAAUUGCGCCAACAGUUGUUGCCUUCUCACCAAGCUGCUUGCCUAUUGUCCUGUAGCCCAUCCCAGCCUUGUGCAGGUCUACAAUUUUAUCCCUGAUGUCCUUACACAGCUCUCUGGCCUUGGCCAUUGUGGAGAGGUUGGAGUCUGUUUGAGUGUGUGGACAGAUGUCUUUUAUACAGGUAACGAGUUCAAACAGGUGCAGUUAAUACAGGUAAUGAGUGGAGAACAGGAGGGCUUCUUAAAGAAAAACUAACAGGUCUGUGAGAGCCGGAAUUCUUACUGGUUGGUAGGUGAUCAAAUACUUAUGUCAUGCAAUAAAAUGCAAAUUAAUUACUUAAAAAUCAUACAAUGUGAUUCUCUGGAUUUUUGUUUUCGAUUCCGUCUCUCACAGUUGAAGUGUACCUAUGAUGAAAAUUACAGACCUCUACAUGCUUUGUAAGUAGGAAAACCUGCAAAAUCGGCAGUGUAUCAAAUACUUGUUCUCCCCACUGUGUGUGUGUGUGUGUGUGUGUGUAUAUAUAUAUGUAUGUAUGUGUAUAUAUAUAUAUAUAUAUAUGUAUGUAUGUAUAUAUAUAUAUAUAUAUAUAUAUAUAUAUAUAUAUAUAUAUAUAUAUAUAUAUAUAUAUAUAUAUAUAUAUAUAUAUAUACACACACAAUAAACCAUAGUGUAAACAUGUUUUUAGAAAUCUUUGCACAUUUUAUUGAAAAUUAAAUACAGAAAUAUCUCAUUUAUGUAAGCAUUCUGAGUCAAUACUUUGUAGAAGCACCUCUGACAGUGAUUACAGCUGUAAGUAUUUCUGGGUAAGUCUCUAAGAGCUUUCCACACCUGGAUUGUGCAUCAUUUGCCCAUUAUUCUUUUCAAAAUUCUUCAAGCUCUGUUGAUAAUUUUCAGGUCUUGCCAUAGAUUUUCAAGUAGAUUUAAAUCAAAACUGUAACUCGGCCACUCAGGAACAUUAACUGUCUUCCUGGUAAGCAACUCCAGUGUAGAUUUGGCCUUCUCUUUUAGGUUAUUCCCAAUCUGGCCUUCAUACCAUCAUGGCCACCUAAUCAUCCCCAGCUUCCAAUUGGCUCAUUCAUUCCCCCUCUUCUCCCCUGUAACUAUUCCCCAGGUCGUUGCUGUAAAUUAGAAUGUGUUCUGAGUCAACUUACCUGGUAAAAUAAGGGUUAUAUAAAAGAACAAUUAUUGUCCUGCUGAAUGGUGAAUUCAUCUCCCAGUGUCUGGUGGAAAGCAGACUGAACCAGGUUUUCCUCUACGAUUUUUUGUGCUUAGCUCCAUUCCGUUUAUUUUUAUCCUGAAAAACUCCCCAGUGCUUAACAAAUACAAGCAUACCCAUAACAUGAUGCAGUCACCACUAUGCGUGAAAAUAUGGUGAGUGGCACUCAGUAAUGUGUUGUAUUGUAUUUGGCCAAAUUAUUUUGCAGCGUUACUUUAGUGCCUUGUUGCAUACAGGAUGCAUGUUUUGGAAUAUUUUUAUUCUGUACAGGCUUCCUUUUCACUCUGUCAAUUUGGUUAGUAUUGUGGAGUAACUACAAUGUUGUUGAUCCAUCCUCUGUUUUCUCCUAUCACAGCCAUUAAACUCUUAACUAUUUUAUAGUCACCAUUGGCCUCAUGGGGAAAUCCCUGAGCGGUUUCCUUCAUCUCCGGCAACUGAGUUAGGAAGGACGCCUGUAUCUUUGUAGUGACUGGGUAUAUUGAUACACCAUCCAUAGUGUAAUUAAUAACUUCACCAUAUUCAGAGAUAUUCAAUGUCUGCUUUAUUUUAUUUUUUUACCCGUCUACAAAUAGGUGCCCUUCUUUGCAAGGCAUUGGAAAACCUCCCUGUUCUUAGUGGUUGAGUCUGCGUUUGAAAUUCACUGCUCGACUGAGGGACCUUACAGAUAAUUGUAUGUGUGGGGUACAGAGAUGAGGUAGUUAUUCAAAAAUCAUGUUAAACACUAUUAUUGCACACAGUGAGUCCGUGCAACUUAUUAUGGGACUUGUUAAGCACAUUUUUACUCCUGAACUUAUUUAGGCUUGCCAUAACAAAGGGGUUUAAUACUUAUUGACUCAAGACAUUUCAGCUUUUCAUUUUUUAAGUUAAUUGGUAAAACAUUUUAACAUAAUUCCACGUUGACAUUAUGGGUUAUUGUGUGUAGGCCAGUGACAUAAAAUCUCAAUCCAUUUUAAAUUCAGUCUGUAAUACAACAAAAUGUAGAAAAAGUAAAAGGUGUGAAUACUUUCUGAAGGCACUGUACACAGUCCUAGAAAACCAGAAGGGAAUGAACAUUGGGAUUGGAUUUCUCCAGCACUUAGUCACUGCGAGUAUUGUACAGUACACUGAUCUACUUUCACUGUUACAUUUUCCUUUCACUGGGAAUCUGUGUGUUUUGUGUGCGCGCAUUCCUCCCCAGAACAAGUCAUUCAAAGGCCCUCCUGGGAGCAGAAGAGACAACAGGUGACACAACCAGGAGACAGACUGACUACACAUGGUCAGUGGUUCUCUGUUACAUUAUACAUGACAGCACCACCUCUUCUGGUCUUUGUAAAACAAAAUAAAAUAAAAAAUAUAUUUUUUAAUCCAGCAUUAAUUUUUUGUACAUUAUUGUAACAUUCUUUAAUAACAAUGAUGUUAGUGGGGCAUUUACUAUGUAUAUCCAAAUCACGAAGUGCUAAAUGUUUAACUCUUUGUUUGGAAACCUGAAUGUGUUUUUGUUUUUCUUCCGUUCCAGGGGGGUUUCUCCUAUGAGCCC
This is a messenger RNA of Coregonus sp. 'balchen', 11444 nucleotides long. Lineage: Eukaryota; Metazoa; Chordata; Actinopteri; Salmoniformes; Salmonidae. The record is from the annotation of a GenBank genome assembly.